Rattus norvegicus (Norway rat) is the source of this 4084-nucleotide messenger RNA. The record is from RefSeq and is a predicted model, not a curated record. Lineage: Eukaryota; Metazoa; Chordata; Mammalia; Rodentia; Muridae.
CGAACCCAGGGCCUUGCGCUUCCUAGGUAAGCGCUCUACCAUUGAGCUAAAUCCCCAGCCCCCCUAGAUUUCUUUUUAUAGUGGGUGGUGGUGAUCUUGUUUGUAAUAUUGUAGGGUUUUUGUUUGUUUUUCCUUCCCAGAACUACAAUUAGACUGUUGCUGUUGCUGCUGCUGCUGCUGCUUUUAUAGGCAAGGUCUUAAAACUAACUAGCUCAGGCUAGCCUGGAAUUCAACUACCUUCCUAAUUUCCCUCCAGUGCUAGGUUGUUGAGAUUAACAAGUGCUUUUUCUAAAAAAAUGUGUGUAUAGGUGUUUUCCUUUGUGUACCUAAUGUGCAGCCUGGUACCUGCUGAAGUUUGAGAGGGCUGUUGGAUCCCCUAGAAUUUACCUCCCCUGGAGGUUACAGAUAGUUGUGACCAACAUGUUGGUGCUGGGAAUUGAAGCUGGGUUCUCAAGUAAGUGUUCUUAACCACUGAGCCAACUCUCCAGCCACACUUUUUCUUUAAGAUGGGGUUUCUAAAAUCUCAACUACAGUUUCACCCUCCCUCCUGCUGCCUCCCCCAUUUACUCCUCCAUUUCUCUUCAGAAGACAGGUCUCUCAUGGAUAUCAACAGCCAUGGCAUACUAAGUUACAGUAAGACUAGGCUCUUUUCAUUAAGGCCAGACGAGGCAACACAGGGUGAAAGGGUCCGAAAGGCAGAUCAGAGUCAGACAGCCCCUGCUCCCAGUUAGAAGUCCCACAGGAAGACCAAGCUACACAACAAUAGCAUGUGUGAACCAGUGUCAAGCAGGCUCCUUGUUUAGCAGCUCCAUCUCUGAGCCCCUGUGGGCCCAGUUGACUGCAUUUUCUCAGUCCCUCCCCGUCUUCUGCAGGAUUCUCCAUGCUACACCUAAUUUUCGACUGGGUCUGUGCCUCAUUUUCCAUCAGUUGCUGUGUGAAGCCUCUCUGACAAUUGGGCUAGGCACCAGAUUAUGAGUAUAGCAGAAUGUCAUUGUCAUUAGUCAUUUCAUUGCCUCCCCCAACCUCUAUUCCUGUUUGGUUCUAUCCUAUGUUUCUGGGCUAUCCAGCCUCUGGUGCCUGGCCUUUUGGGCCCAUCCCUCUCAUGACAUGGGUCUCAAGCUGGACCAGUCAGUCAUUGGUUGGCCACUCCCACAAUUUCUGCACCACCUUUACUCCAGUAUAUCCUGUAGGCAGAACAAAUAGGUAGAAGGUUUUGUGGCUGGGUUGGUGUCAUAAUCCCUCCACUUGAAGUCUUACCUGGUUCCAGACUCAUAUCCAUUGCUAGGAGUCUUAAAGGGUGGCUUGCCCUCAUAGGUUCCUGGGUUGUAAAAUCUUUCCCUGACCUGGAGGUUUUUCUCUACCAUUGUCUUAAAGAAGGUUGAAUGGGAAGGAUGCAAAGAUGUGGAAAUAAGAGCUAAGCCACCUGAGGGGAGAGAUACAGAUAAUAGGGUACUAUAUUUAUUUUACCUAUAUGAAUGUCAGCCUGAUAGUGCAUGCCUGGUGCACAUGGAAGCCAGAAGAGAGAAUCAGGUCCCUGAAUGUGGAGUUAGAGACAGCUGUGAGCAACCCUUUACAUGCUAAGAAUUGAACCCAGUCCAUGGCAAGAGCAAUAAGCACUCAACCACCAAGCUAGUAAUCCUACACUAAAGUCAGUCUCAACGUGUAGCUCCUGCCAGGUGGAAUGGAAAAUGGUUUUAAAAUUUAAGCAGUCUCCUGCCUCUGCCUCCUAAAUGUUGGAUUUAGAGGUAUGUGCCAGCCAUCACCUAGCAAAAUGUAGGCAUCUGGCAUGUAAAUCCUAACUUGGCCAGAGAUAGCAGCCUCCCUCCCUUAGGAUUCGUGGCCAGUGACAGCAACUCCCAGGUACCUCCUGUGUAGCUAAAUUCAGGAUCGGCCCAGACUGGAGCCCUGACAGCUCAUCUAGAGCAAGACAAGAAAUCAGGGUUUCCCCAGACAUUCGUUCACACCUUCGACCUGAGUUCUGGGUUAUAGCAGGUUCAGGAAAGCUGCUACCCACAUGGCAGUUAAUUUUUUAGAGAUAUGGAUGCCUAACACAUGAUUUCUCCAACCAGACACUGGACAAGAAUAUUUCAGGAAGCGUCUUGGGGCAUAACCCCAGAAGUGACCUGUAAGUUGGCAGCGGCUAAAUGAGUGAGAGUUGGGCUUCUAAGGGAUGGAGUUGGCUGAGUUACUGCAGUGCCCCGCACUACUACAGCAGGGCCAGGUUUCCUCCAACAAAGUAAAGCAGAGCCUAAAGAUCACUCCCAUUCAGACACUGCAGCCCCUGAGAAAUUGGCAUCUCUGACAUAUUUCCAGUUGUCCAGACCGUCCUUCACCAAUGCUGACCUGAAAGGUGUGCGGGAGCCUGCAGAUGUGGUAGCCUGUGAAAUUUGUUCGCUUAAUUCUCCCCCUUGACUUUACAUCCUCUAUUCGGGAGGAGGUUGUCCAGCGGCAUUUCAUCACACCCGCUUUUUCCUAGGACAAAUAGUCUAGGACAGGCUUCUACUGUUCUGGACUUUUCAGCACCCGAGGGGGUUGGGGGCGGGAGGUGUGUGUGCCUUGGCGGCAUCCUACAGCGCCACCCGGCUUUCGCAAGGCCCCACCCCUUGCUGCUGAGAAUUUAAAGCAGAAUGUGCUUCUGGGGGCGUGCUUAAGAGCUGGAGACCGUCCCAGAAGGGAUGAGCUGCCGGAAACGCGCCCACGAUCUCACUUCGCGUCCUGAAAUUCCGCUUCAAGGCUGGCUCCGGCUGGUUGGUCUUCCUGCCGUGGUUUGUCCCUCGCGAAGCCCCGUUGCUCGCCCAGGAGGCGUGACUUGGGGCUGGAAGCAGGCGGGCUGAGGCGCCUUGGGCCCGGGCUGCCGCUGUCAUGGACGCCUGGGUCCGCUUUAGUGCUCAGAGCCAAGCCCGGGAGCGGCUCUGUAGGUGCGGCGGAGGGAGGAGCGCGGGCGGGAGGGCAGAGUAGGUUUCCGCGAGGCGACGGGCGCGCUACGGGGUCCCUAAGGGUCAGCUGUGGCUACGGGGGCCCGCGUGGCCCGGGAGGCACACUCCGCAGCCGCAGCCGGUUGUGAGAUGAUUCUUCCCUGCUCAAGGGAAAGAUGGGGAAACUGAGGGCCGCCCAAUAUGCCUGUUCCCUUCUCGGCCAUGCUUUGCAGAGACAUGGGGCUAGUCCUGAGUUACAGAAACAGAUUCGACAACUGGAGGGUCAUCUGAGCCUCGGACGAAAGUUGCUCCGCCUGGGGAACUCAGCAGACGCCCUGGAGUCAGCCAAAAGAGCUGUGCACCUGUCAGAUGUCGUUCUGAGAUUCUGCAUCACUGUUAGUCACCUCAACAGAGCCUUGUACUUUGCCUGUGACAAUGUUCUGUGGGCUGGGAAGUCUGGACUAGCUCCCCGUGUAGACCAGGAGAAGUGGGCACAGCGUUCCUUCAGGUUCAGCACCAUGGUGCCCCAAGAUAUCUGCUCGUUCUUGGUGGAAACAUCCCAACUCCUCGGCGGCCCAGUGUCUCCUGCCGCCUCACACUUCGCUACACUCAGAGCGUCACAUAAAGGAACACACAACACAGUAACCUUUGACCCAAUUGGUACUAUCUCUUCUCCCUCAUCAUGAACCUGAGCCGGGAUGCUUAUGAGAUUCGCCUGUUGAUGGAACAAGAGACUUCAGCUCACAGCAGGCGAAUGAAGAUUUCUGGAGUAGGAGUCUCAGGAUUAGAGACUGGGGGACCUGGAGGACCAGGGACUCCAGGAGGAUGUCUGCCACAACUGGCUUUGAAAUUUCGGCUCCGAAUCCUGCUACUGGCACGUGUCCUUCGAGAUCACCCCCCUCUUCUGCUGGAUGUGCUGAGAAAUGCCUGUGACCUCUUCAUCCCACUGGACAAACUAGGCCUCUGGCGUUGUGGCCCUGGGAUUGUGGGGCUGUGUGGCCUCAUAUCCUCCGUUCUGUCUAUUCUCACCCUAAUCUGUCCCUGGCUACGACUCAAGCCCUGACAGUGUGGUAUGAGAUAAGGAGGGAACCCAAAUUGAUGAGAUGGGAGCUGAGCCUGUCCCCCGUGUGCCAGCCUCGUUCCAAUGAACUCCUUGUCUGAAGUUAAAA